This is a messenger RNA of Insectozyma verbasci, 1740 nucleotides long. The record is from the annotation of a GenBank genome assembly. Lineage: Eukaryota; Fungi; Ascomycota; Pichiomycetes; Serinales; Debaryomycetaceae.
AUGUUUUCUAUACUCAAGAAAAGGACAAUUCCAAGAUUAAUAAGACAAUAUUCAAGUAAUAGUCCAAAAUCAACUAAUUAUUUAUAUUAUACUGCAUUAUCUGUUGGUUUCAUUCUGGUUGGUUAUUAUAUUGGAAUCAAUUCAAAAAAUUCAACUCCGAUUGCAACUCCAUCAAGAUCAACAAGUCCAUUAUCUACAUUAACUACACCUCAAUAUGCAAAUGAUAGUAAAUUUAACAUUGCAUUUGAACAAAUUAAACAGAUAGUUGGUGAUUCAAAUAUAACAUUUGAAGAAGAAGUAUUGCUUUCACAUAAUGAUUCAUUUUUUUCAACACAUCAUCCACCAAAUCCACAAGUUCAAAAACCGAAAGUAGUAGUAUAUCCAAACUCAACAGAAGAUGUAUCAAAAAUUCUUAAAAUUUGUAAUGAGUAUAAAGUUCCACUUAUUGCAAAUUCAGGUUUAACUUCAUUGGAAGGGCAAAAUAUUCAUACUCGUGGACCAAAUUCAAUUUCGUUAUCAUUUUCAAGAAUGGAUAAGAUUUUACAAUUUAAUCCUAAAGAUUUAGAUGUUGUUGUACAGCCAGGUGUUGGAUGGGUUGAAUUAGAUGAUUUCUUAAAAGAUCAACAAGAUUCAAAUUUAAUGUUUGGACCUGAUCCUGGGAUUGGUGCAAAUAUUGGUGGGAUGGUAGGUACUUCUGCUUCAGGUACUAAUGCUAGUAAAUAUUUAACCAUGAAGGAAAAUGUUAUAAAUUUAACUGUUGUAUUACCGGAUGGGACAAUUAUAAAAACUAGACAAAGACCAAGAAAAUCUGCUGCUGGUUAUGAUUUAACUAGAUUAUUUAUUGGAACUGAGGGCACUCUUGGGGUUAUUACUGAAAUAACAUUGAAAUUACACGUUAGACCUAAAUUUGAAUUUGUUUCGAUAGCUUCAUUCCCAACAAUAACAGAUGCUGCAAAUACAGCAGAGACUAUUUUAUCACAAGGUGUGAAUCCAAAUGCCAUGGAGAUAUUAAAUGAAGAAAUGAUGUCAUUUGUAAAUGAAACGAAUAUUGAUGGGAAAUCAGAAUAUUUACAAAAACCAACAUUAUUUUUUAAAAUUGGAGGUCCUUCAAUUUCAAAUGUUCAAGAUCAAUUUAAAAUUAUCGAGUCAAUAUCAAGUGAAAAUAAAUGUCUUGAAUUUAAAACAUCACAAAAUCAAGAUGAAAAUGAAGAAUUAUGGUCAGCUAGAAGAAAUGGAUUAUGGUCAACAUAUCAAUAUGGAACUAAGAUUUUAAAAGAUCCUGAAGAUGUUCAAGUCUGGACUACUGAUGUAGCUGUACCAAUUUCAAAAUUAUCUAUAACAAUUGCUGAGAUAAAUCAAAUGUUAAUUGAUGAAGGAUUUGAAGGAAAAUUUUCAGUAAUGGGUCAUAUUGGAGAUGGAAAUUGUCAUUUUAUAAUAUUAUAUAACUCACCUGAUUAUUUAAAAGUUUCAAAAGCAGUUGAUAAAAUGGUAUUUACAGCUUUGAAAUACGAAGGUACAUGUACUGGUGAACAUGGAGUUGGAAUUGGAAAGAGAAAAUAUUUACCUAUUGAAUUAGGUGAGACUUCAAUUGAUUUAAUGAGACAUAUCAAAAAAGCAAUUGAUCCAAAUACGAUAUUAAAUCCAGAUAAGAUAUUUAAAAUUGAUCCAAAUGAUGAUUUAGAUGAACAAUUGGAACAUGGGAAUUUAUUAGAGAAACAAAAUUGUAUGUACAACCAUUAA